UGCAUCCGGUUCAGCGUGAGAGACGCUGCAUCCCGAGUGCGAUCGCAGGGCAUGAAUGACGGUGUGCCGCCUGUGCGGGGCUCUGCCACUCCUGCUGUGUAUACCUGGCACGCCAGCACUUCACUGCAGUUUUAUUAGACAUGUAGCUGUUCGUCUAAAAAAAAAAAAAACUAUCUUCAGAAAGGUUAAAAAAGAAAACAAAAGCACCAUGGCGAACGAACCGGUGAGCUUGUUUUUCAAACUCUACUGCCUGACCGUGAUGACUCUGGUGGCUGCCACCUACACAGUGGCUUUGCGCUUCACACGCACCGUGUCUUCAGACCUGUAUUUCUCCACCACGGCCGUUUGUGUCACCGAGGUCAUCAAGCUGGUUUUGAGCCUGGGGAUGCUGGCUAAGGAAUCUGGGAACUUGAGUAAGCUGAGGAUGUCCAUCGUGCAGCAUGUGUUCCGGAGUCCCAAAGAGCUUCUGCAGCUGAGUGUGCCCUCGGUGGUGUACGCCAUCCAAAACAACAUGGCCUUCGUGGCCCUGAGUAACCUGGAUGCUGCUGUGUACCAGGUGACUUACCAGCUAAAGAUUCCCUGCACUGCCCUGUGCACGGUCCUCAUGCUGAACCGCUCCCUCAACCGGCUGCAGUGGUUCUCCGUCUUCCUGCUUUGCGGGGGGGUCACCCUUGUGCAGUGGAAACCUGCCGAAGCCACCAAAGUGCAGGUUGAGCAGAACCCCUUGCUCGGCUUCUUGGCCAUCGCGGUAGCUGUGCUGUGUUCUGGUUUUGCAGGAGUGUACUUCGAGAAGGUGCUGAAAAGCUCAGAUACGUCCCUCUGGGUGAGAAACAUCCAGAUGUAUCUUUCGGGGAUCGCCGUCACACUGGCGGGCGUCUUCAUCUCGGACGGCAGUGGGGUGCUGCGGAAGGGCUUUUUCUAUGGCUACACGCCCUGGGUGUGCUUCGUCAUCCUGCUGGCCAGCAUGGGCGGUCUCUACACAUCGGUAGUGGUGAAAUACACGGACAACAUCAUGAAGGGCUUCUCCGCUGCUGCCGCCAUCGUCUUGUCCACGGUGGCCUCGGUCCUCCUCUUCGGGUUACAGAUCACCGCCACCUUUGCCAGCGGCGCCAUACUGGUCUGCAUCUCCAUCUACAUGUACGGCCUGCCGAAACAGGACACCAGCAAGCUGGCGCGACCCGAGCAGGACCGCGAGGCCACGCAGAAGCUGCUGGCCGUGUGAGAUCGGAACCACUGCCCCGUGCUUUACUCUCCCCGCCACCCUGGUGCUAGACAGGAGCAAGGAGGUCUCAGCAUAGGAACCUUUGAAGGAGUGUGAGGUGAAAUGGACACACCUUUAUUCACAGGACUUCCAGAAGUAUGUUUUUUUUAUUAUUAUUUGUUUUUAAAUUCCUCUCUCACCAGUGUUAAUUUUAUGUUGCUUGCCUGAGGGCUGAUUUAGGUUUUGUAAUUGGGGGAGACGGUCGACCGUUCCUUGGCUACUGGAAGGUAGAUAAAACAUUCUGGUCGUUCUGAAGUUUCGUGACUGUCAGUUGAGUUGGGGAAGGACGCGUGGAUUUGAUCGUGAACAGUCUCGCGUGGAUGUGCGUCCGCAUAGAGCUCAGAGCAGCGUUUGGGAUGUUGAGGUUCUGAGUCACAAAAGGACACAUCUGCACUUCCUGCGCGGUUUUGGGGAUUUCGUGAUGCUACAUUAAUUACGUGUAAAUUGUUACUGUAACAUUAUCUUUGCCAUUGGAAUCACUGAAGAAGUGGGAGCAUGUUGGACAUGAGGCUGUGAAGCAGCUGAUACCCUGAUCAUCGUGAUGAAUUGUGCCUAAUUGACGAACAAUCUGCCCAUAAAGUAUCAUCCAAUAAAGUAUGAUAUGGUGUUA
Messenger RNA from Paramormyrops kingsleyae, 1871 nucleotides. RefSeq names its product solute carrier family 35 member A1 (gene slc35a1). Lineage: Eukaryota; Metazoa; Chordata; Actinopteri; Osteoglossiformes; Mormyridae. The record is from RefSeq and is a predicted model, not a curated record. Gene Ontology annotation, cellular component: Golgi membrane. Gene Ontology annotation, molecular function: pyrimidine nucleotide-sugar transmembrane transporter activity. Gene Ontology annotation, biological process: pyrimidine nucleotide-sugar transmembrane transport.